GACACCAACCCCCACAUGGCCCCGCUGGCCCACUGCCAGUUGUGGCGCCUCCUCCCUCCCUCCUUUUCCUGCGCUAUUUAUCGCCGCCCUCGCUGCGUGUGCCACUCCCAUCGUAAAGCCAGCAAAAGAAAGACAGUCAGAGCAAAGCAGAGCGGAGCCUUCGCCUUCGCCCGCGCGCACACACACACAGCCGCAAUGGCGCGCGCCGGCGCUCUCUGCCUCGCGCUGCUCUGCCUCCUCGCGGCGCACUCCACCGUCGCCCAGAAGUCCGCGGCGCCGGCUGCCGCGCCCACAACCACCACGCCCACGCCGGCGGCUCCCGCCAAGAAGGCAGCCGCGCCCGCCGCGGCGCCGACCACCACGCCCGUCGCCGCCACCCCACCGGCCGCCGCAGCGGCUCCCACCACGCCCGCAACCCCCGCUCCUGCCGCGGCGCCACCCACCAAGGCCACACCGGCACCAGCCAAGGCUCCCGCCGCGGCCCCGCCCACCAAGGCCUCCUCGCCCCCUGCCCCGGCGCCCAAGGCCAGCACCCCGCCGGUAGAGGCCCCCGUCGCCGCCCCGCCCGCUCCCGUCGCCGAGGCACCCGCCACCAUUCCCACCAAGCCCGACGCCCCCGCGCCCGCGCCGGCCAAGAAGAAGAAGUCCUCCAAGAAGAAGAAGAAGAGCAAGGCCCCGGCCCCUGCUCCCGUCGCCGCUGAGGCCCCCACCAAGUCCAAGAAGGCCAAGGCCCCCGCCGCCUCCGACGACUCCGAAGCCCCAGGCCCCGCACUCGAUGCUGCCGCCGACGACACCGCGGGCGCUGUCCAGAGCAUGGCAGGAAGCAUCAUGUCGGCGUGCGCGAUGGCGCUGGGCCUCGUCGCCCUCCUCGCCUAGACGACGACGAGCAAAGCCGGCGAAUGCGGGAGGCCCGGCCCGGCCCCCGGCCCCGUCAAGGCCCGCCACGAGGACACGCAAUCAUGCACGCACCGGGCCUCUUUCGGACGAGCUGUCCGUCUUUGCGCGCCACCGCAUUUUGUGCUGUCUGUAUUUUUUUCUAACUGGCCGGACGGGCCGGCCUCUCCUGUGUAGCCCCGCUCACGCGCGUUCGUUCGCCUCGGAUUCUUUCUUUCUUGCCCCCCUCCCUGUACCGCCAAAUUGAUGAGAUUUGAUUUAUAUUUUUAUUUAUCAUUACUCCCCUUCAUUGUAUUAUGCCAUCCUUGUUUAAUCAUAGAUCUGUCUCUUUCAUCA
Hordeum vulgare subsp. vulgare (domesticated barley) is the source of this 1230-nucleotide messenger RNA. Its product is annotated as classical arabinogalactan protein 9-like. The record is from RefSeq and is a predicted model, not a curated record. Gene Ontology annotation, cellular component: plasma membrane. Bases 16 to 876 code for a protein of 286 amino acids. NCBI's taxonomy places the organism in Eukaryota, Viridiplantae, Streptophyta, Magnoliopsida, Poales, Poaceae. The transcript is spliced from 2 exons.